This is a messenger RNA of Patiria miniata (bat star), 654 nucleotides long. RefSeq names its product tight junction protein ZO-1-like. Gene Ontology annotation, cellular component: membrane. Bases 20 to 616 code for a protein of 198 amino acids. Lineage: Eukaryota; Metazoa; Echinodermata; Asteroidea; Valvatida; Asterinidae. The transcript has 2 exons. The record is from RefSeq and is a predicted model, not a curated record. Gene Ontology annotation, molecular function: netrin receptor activity. Gene Ontology annotation, biological process: netrin-activated signaling pathway.
GCUGGAAGAGUUUCGUAAAAUGACAGCGGCUCUCACCGAAGAUGAGCUACUCCAAAAAACCUUCAAGUUGCCAUACAUCGCGAUCACAUACAUCAAUGACAGAGGUGGAAGUCUCACUCUGGAAAAGUACAGGGUCCACAUGUACAUCCCAAGGGGUGCACUUGCCAAAGACUCCCCGCAACUGGUGUACAUUUUUGUCGACCCAAGUGCGCCACCUGUUGAUGGAGUAAAUCCUCCCUAUGUCGCUCUGUCACCGAUGAUCCAGUGCGGCCCUACAGGUCUGAAGUUCUUAGACAGCGUGGUGGUUUCCUUUCCCCACCACGCUAACAACGAGUGGGAGCUCAGUACUCGUAUGUGUCAUAGUGAUGAAACUACCCCUACAAUCUGGCAGGCACUAGAUGCCGAGAAGGAUGGCACGAUGGUUCUUUCGCGUGACAACAAGGUCGUUCUUCUCUUGAAGCAUUUCACGCGUUUCGUAGCGGGAGGCGUAGCGUGUGAGGAGAGUGCUAAGCCGAUGAAGACUGGUGCAUUUGGAAGCUUCUAUGAUCCGUCCGAUGCACGUUAUGCUGUACGGAUUCACGUUUGGAACAAUGAUCCAGUUGCCGAGAAGGUAUAACUAUAUUAGUCCGUGGGACGAGAGGCUGAAAACGCUUU